AUGCUGGAGGCCGCGGAAGAAGCCACCGCCGUCCCCGUGAUCAACGUGCGGGUGACGCUCCCCGAGUGUGUCACCGCCGCCGACAAAGUCGAGAUCCCCUUCACCGGCGACCAGCUGGUGGGCGACUUGCGCCAGUACCUCGCCGCCCUCCCCGUCGCCCGCAACUUGACCCACUACCGCGUGGUCAUUGGCGGUGCCGAAGUGACCGACGACACCGUGUUCGGUGAUAUUGGUGGCGACGGCGUCGACGUGGCGAUCAAGGAAAAGCCUUACACGUUGCUGGCGGUGUACGACCAGAUCACCAAGUUCCGCCAGACGGUGGGGUUGCACUACUUGGACCGGGUGCUGAACGACUUGUCGGUGCAGCUGGGGGCGUCCAAGAUCAACACGCUCGGUUUGAAGCCCGUCGGCGGCCCUACUGAAGAGGAAGAGGCCAAGAAGGCCGUCGAAGAAGAACUGGAUAAAAAGGAGGACCAGCCGGCAAAGAAGUUGCUGGAAACCGAACAGGAACUCUUGCAACUGGUUACCGCUAUUCCCGAGCCGCUGUCGUUGCAGCAACAGGCCGCCUACGCCACCACCGUCGACCAAUUGAAGUGCCCCAUCCGCUCGAUCAUGGUGCUGCAAUGGCUGCCGGUCCCCGCUCAACAACGUCUUAAGGGUGACUUGCUCUACUUGACCAUCCAGACGUUGGAAGAAGAGACGUUUAACAUCACCUGUCACGUGCUGGGUUUUUUCGUCAACCAAUGCCUGAACCACACCUUCAACCCUCUGCUUAAAGUGAACGAAAAGGGGAAGUUCCACAAGGAGUACCUCUUGUACAACCUUGUCGCCAAGUUGCUGGCGCAGUUUGAGCCGGCGCUCGAGGCAUUCGACGCCACUUUGACCCUGCUGACGGACUUGCCAGAAACCUACUUCUUGCCCACUGCCGGCUUCACUGCCUGCCCCUGGGUCGCCGAAGCCCACGCUCAAGCGAUUAAGCCCGACAUUUCGCGUCUGCAAUUGCCCCUCAUCGCUAACGGCGUUGACGGCGCCGACUACGUCAAGGACUGGAACGAAGAAGUGCAAGCGGUUAAGGAAUUGCCGACGCUGCUGAUCGAAGAAAGAGUGUUGAGAGAACACCUCUUGCUCAAGACUUUGCACGAAUUCUCCGUCGCUGCCACUCACGAGCUGGUGAACAUCAUCCACGAAAACGUCCCCGCCAUGAACCCCGACGACGAAGCCAGACGCCAGAUCUACUUGCGCAACGGCAUCUUCUACUCUAACGGUGGCGUUGACGUUGACAACUACCCGGAAACCGGUGGCGACGCCGCAGCCUGGUACUUGAGCGGUAAGGACUUGAGCACCGUGCAAGUGCUCAACAAGUUGAUGACGCUGGUGCUGGGCCAAGACGUCCACACCGUGGCCACCUGUGCUGUCGACUACAUGGGCCACCGUGUCAUUGCUCAGGCCCCCGUCCCCGGUAUCUUUAGCCAACCGCCCGAAGACGUCGAAGCGGAAGAACGUGUCGUCUACGGGUUGUCGCUGGACAAGCUGGUGGUGGAAGCCGACCCUUCGUUCGAGGAACCGCUCAAGAGAGUGGCUGAAAUGUUGCACUUGAAGCCUCACACCGUCGGCGACAAGAAGCUUGUGGUGUCGCAAGACUUCAAGGGGAUCAACGGUACCGACCAAAGAAAGUAUUUGAUCGACACUUUCCGCGCCACCCCCCGCGACAUUGAGUUCAUCGAAGCCCACUGGGACCCCAAGAACCCCGAGUCGCUGUACCCUCACGCUGAGCCGCUCUUGCGUCUUGAAGCCGUCGACUUGUGGUGGCGCCAAAACGUCUCCGAGCUCCUCAAGGGGGUCAAGGAAGGCGAACCCACUCCCGACCUUGCCAACAAGUUCUUGCUUAACCCUGACGCUUUCGCUCCUGGCGUUAAGACGUCGCCCGAAGACGAAGCCGACGUUCGCGCCGUGUCUAAGUUCGUCAAGGAAACCCUUAUCGGCGAAUGGGUUAAGGCCAUCCCGCAAAUGGUGGCUCCUUUCGACGGUGCUAACUUGACCCGUCAAUUGCACGACCGCGGUAUCAACAUGCGCUACCUUGGUUUCAUCGCCGACGAGAUCCAAGCGGCGCUCGCCGCCCACCACUCCGUCGAAGCCGAGCAAAUCAAGGUUAACGUCGCUCGUGCCGAAGAAGUGCAAAAGGAACAAGAAGCUAAGUUGGAAGCGGAAAAGAAGCGCCGCGCCGACCUUGCCGAAGCUCGUGCCCAAGCAUUGAAGGAAGGUAAGGAACCUCCUGUCGAAGAAAAGGAAGAAGAGGAAGAGAAGCCUGAAGACCACAAGAUCGAGGAUACUAAGGCUACUUUCCACGGUGCCGUCGCCAACUACACCACCGUGUACCGGUUGGCCGUUCAAGAAAUGGUGUCGCGUGCCGCCAAGCACGUGUUGCGCUCGCUCGGCGCCGACGUGCCCAAGCCUCUCUACGCGGCGUUUGUGGCCCACUUCCACAACUGUCUCUUGCUGGAAGUUACUGGUACCGUGGAAUUGGACGCCACCACCAAGGCGUUGUUCCCCGAACAGCAAGCGUUCUUUGAGUUGGACGCUGCUAAGGUGUCGCAAUUGAUCAAGCAAGUGGUUCUUCAAAGAUUCCGCUUCCAACUCCCCGACGACUGGCGCCAACAAGUGCCUGCUCAAGUGUUGUUGAGAGAGAUUGCUAUCAAGUUCGGUAUCCAAUGGAAGGCUCAGGACUACGCCUUCACUCAGCAAGCGUUCGACGCCGCCAAGCAAGCGCUGGCGUCGCCUGAACCCGAAGCUGCCGCUGCUUCCGCCAAGAACGGCAAGAAGGACAAGAAGAAGGGUAAGAAGCAAUCGGCUAAGGUUGAACAAGUGGCUGAAACCCGCACUCUGACUUUUGUCGCCCUGGACAUCUUGGCCUUUGUCCCCGUGAUCAAGGACUCGCAAUACAAGGCGCAGCUUGUUGACGAGUUGUACGCUUCUGCCCGCGCCCACAUCGCCAACGAAGACAAGGAGAUCGGCUCGCAAAUCUUGGGCGACUUGGUCACCAUCGAGGAACAAAUGUACUCGCGUGUUCACAAGGAAACGGCGCAGUUCUACCUCAACAUGUCGCAGCUGUUCGGCGAAGUUGAUGCUACUUCGAUCCGGGCCGCCGCCAUGGCUCGUAAGGCGAUUGCUGUUGCUGAGCGCACGUUCGGUCCCGACUCGUUCGACCUGGUCAGAGCCUACAUCAACGCCGCCUACUUGGAAGCGCAAACCGGCGGUGCCGACGGCAUCGCCAACGCCCUCAAGAUGUACCGCCACGCCGUGUCGGUGAUUGCCGACAUCUACGGCACUGCCGACCACCCCGCGGUGAUCUCGACGUUGACGCUGUUCGCCGACUCGUUGGUGCACCAGCGCUACCUCACCGCCGCCGCCGAGGUGAUGGCGCUGUGCCUUGAGCUGCUGAUCCGCGUCCACGGGGACGUGUCGGAAAUGACCGGGUUCAUCUACUACCGCUUGGCCAACAUCGUCGUCAACAUCUCUACCGACGAGUACGCCGCGGCGCAGAAGUACUUUGCCCACGCCGGCGACAUUUUCGUCAAGCUUUUGGGGCCCGACGACCCCUUGCUGAAGGAGGCGAUGACCACUGCCACCAACUUGGCCGCCUACCUCAAGUUCACUGAGAUGCAAGCCGAAGCCAAGAAGCACAGCCAGGCCCAUGAGGCUAAGGCUAAGGCUAAGGUUAAGCCCGCUGCUGAACCCCAGGUGAAGAAGGGUAAGGGUAAGAAGCACACCCAAACUGCGCCUGACCCCGCCAUCGCUUCGCAAUCGGUGGACGACAUUUUGAAGUACAUCGAGGGCACCUCGGGGUCGAAGAAGAAGCUGAAGAAGAAGAACUAA
Diutina rugosa is the source of this 3873-nucleotide messenger RNA. RefSeq names its product translation initiation factor 3 subunit. The coding region runs from base 1 to 3873 and encodes 1290 amino acids. Gene Ontology annotation, molecular function: protein binding; mRNA binding. Gene Ontology annotation, biological process: intracellular distribution of mitochondria. NCBI's taxonomy places the organism in Eukaryota, Fungi, Ascomycota, Pichiomycetes, Serinales, Debaryomycetaceae. Gene Ontology annotation, cellular component: cytoplasm. The record is from RefSeq and is a predicted model, not a curated record. The transcript has a single exon.